AUGGGCGUCAUUCGCAAGAAGACCGCCACAAGAGGCGGCGAAGGCGGUGUGAAAUACGUUUGCGACGUGUGCUCUGCAGAUAUCACCUCUACUGUUCGCAUAAGAUGCGCCCAUAGUGUCUGCAACGAAUACGACCUCUGUGUCCAGUGCUUCUCGAGCGGCUCCUCCAGCGGUUCACACCAGCCCGCUACCCACCCCUACAGAGUUAUCGAGCAAAACUCUAUACCAAUAUUUGACCGCGAUUGGGGAGCUGACGAGGAGCUUCUGUUGUUGGAGGGCUGCGAGAUCUAUGGCUUGGGAUCAUGGGCCGACAUUGCAGACCAUAUCGGCGGUUACCGUCACAAGGACGAGGUCCGCGACCACUACCUAAAGGUCUACGUCGACUCGCCCUGCUUCCCGCUGCCGAAGCGAUGCCGCCCUGCCGAUAUGGAGCUGGCGCAGGAAAUCUCGCGCGAGGACUUCCAGGCGCGUAAGAAGCGGAGGAUCGAAGAGCGCCGCGAAGCACAGAAGAAUGCACCACUCAUGCCGCCCAAGACCAAGCCAACCGCCAGUGUGCCGUCGUGUCACGAGAUUCAAGGAUACAUGCCCGGCCGCCUGGAGUUCGAGACGGAGCAUGCCAACGAAGCGGAAGAGGCGGUCCAACUGAUGCAAUUCGACCCCGGCGAUGGAAUCAAUCCUCGGACGCAGGAGCUCGAGCCCGAGAUGGAACUCAAACUCACCGUAAUGGACAUCUACAACUGCCGGCUGACCCAGCGUGUGGAUCGCAAGAAGGUGAUAUUCGAGCACAAUUUACUGGACUAUAGGGAGAACCAGAAACUUGAAAAGAAGAGGACCAAAGAGGAACGUGAUCUUCUAAACAAGGCAAAGCCGUUUGCGCGGAUGAUGAACCGUGACGACUUCGAAUCGCUGUGUCAAGGCCUUGUCGACGAGCUCAACCUACGACAAGCCAUCACGCAACUGCAAGAGUGGAGGAACUUGCGGAUCGGGGACCUCCGCAGUGGAGAGAAGUACGAGCAAGAGAAGUCCCAGCGUAUCCAGAAGGCUAUUCCUAUGGGAUCCAUGGACCGCGACCGACUGGCUUCAGCGCAACGGUCUAAGCAGAUCGUUCAGCCGGAGCCCCCGUGCGGCGCCGCCAGCUUGGUCGCGCCGGAGCUUCCAUUCCGACCGGCAUCGAACGGGGCGGCGUCUCAAGAGUCUCACGAUGCUACGACCAACGGCGAGCCGAAGCCGCUCACCAAUGGUCAUACGAACGGGGUCACGAAUGGGGUAGUCACCAACGGUGCCUCAACACCGGCAAGGCAAAAGUUCAUCUCACAGCCCAUCUCGGGUGUGCAGCCGCUUGCGCUCAGUCAGGACAAUGCCCCUGACAUGCAUCUCCUCACGCCAGAAGAGGCGGAGCUUUGCAAGGUUUCGAGGCUACAGCCCAAACCAUACUUGAUGAUCAAGGAGCAGGUGCUCAAGGAAGCCCUCAAGGGCAACGGGAGCCUUAAGAAGAAGCAGGUCAAGGAGAUUUGCCGGCUUGACUCGCAGAAGGGUGGCAGAAUAUUCGACUUCUUCAUCAAUUCUGGAUGGAUUGGCAAGGCAUAG
Anthostomella pinea is the source of this 1587-nucleotide messenger RNA. The record is from the annotation of a GenBank genome assembly. Lineage: Eukaryota; Fungi; Ascomycota; Sordariomycetes; Xylariales; Xylariaceae.